CGGCCUCCGCCUCCUCCUCCUCCUCCUCCUCCUCCUUCAUCUCCUCCUCUUCCUCUUCCUCCUCCUCCUCCUCCUCGCCCCCGCUGCCCGUCUCCUCCCGGGACCGGCCCCGAGCACCAUCCAUAGAUGAGAGGCAUGCUGAGUUCAAAGAAGUAGAGUUGGACGUGGGCAAGACAGCUAAAUCAUGGCCGUCAAUGUCUAUUCCACCUCUGUGACCAGUGAGAAUCUGAGUCGUCAUGACAUGCUUGCCUGGGUCAACGAUUCCCUGCACCUCAACUACACCAAGAUAGAACAACUCUGUUCGGGGGCUGCCUACUGUCAGUUCAUGGACAUGCUCUUCCCUGGCUGUGUACACUUGAGGAAGGUGAAGUUCCAGGCCAAGCUGGAGCAUGAGUAUAUCCACAACUUCAAAGUGCUUCAAGCUGCUUUCAAGAAGAUGGGCGUUGACAAAAUCAUCCCGGUAGAGAAAUUAGUGAAAGGAAAAUUCCAAGAUAAUUUUGAGUUUAUUCAGUGGUUUAAGAAAUUCUUUGACGCAAACUAUGACGGGAAGGAUUACAACCCCCUGCUGGCCCGGCAGGGCCAGGAAGUGGCGCCGCCUCCUAACCCAGGUGAUCAGAUCUUCAACAAACCCAAGAAACUCAUUGGCACCGCAGUUCCGCAGAGGACGUCACCCACGGGCCCCAAGAGCAUGCAGCCACCAGGCCGGCUGAGCAACGUGGCACCCCCCUGCAUUCUGCGGAAGAAUCCCCCCUCGGCUCGCAAUGGUGGUCACGAGGCCGAUGCCCAGAUCCUCGAACUCAACCAGCAGCUGCUGGACCUGAAGCUGACCGUGGACGGAUUGGAGAAGGAGCGUGACUUCUACUUCAGUAAAUUGCGUGACAUCGAGCUCAUCUGCCAGGAACACGAAAGCGAAAACAGCCCCGUCAUAUCUGGCAUCAUCGGUAUUCUCUAUGCUACUGAGGAAGGAUUUGCACCCCCUGAAGAUGAUGAGAUUGAAGAGCAGCAGCAAGAGGACCAGGAUGAAUAUUAAAGGGGACCCAGCCCCUGCCGGCCCCAGCGAAUGGCGCGGCUCCUCCCGUGCCCCCCCAACACACAUUAUAACCCUUUCCUCACAA
Messenger RNA from Tachyglossus aculeatus (Australian echidna), 1115 nucleotides. It is a transcript of the gene MAPRE3, whose product is annotated as microtubule associated protein RP/EB family member 3. The transcript has 8 exons. Gene Ontology annotation, molecular function: microtubule plus-end binding. NCBI's taxonomy places the organism in Eukaryota, Metazoa, Chordata, Mammalia, Monotremata, Tachyglossidae. The record is from RefSeq and is a predicted model, not a curated record. Gene Ontology annotation, cellular component: microtubule plus-end; cytoplasmic microtubule; microtubule organizing center. The coding region runs from base 185 to 1030 and encodes 281 amino acids. Gene Ontology annotation, biological process: regulation of microtubule polymerization or depolymerization; protein localization to microtubule plus-end; spindle assembly.